AUUAUAAAUUCCACAUAACUCCUAAUGGCUGCCAACUCAUCAGAAUGUUGACAAACGAGCAAUACGUCUUAUAAUAUUUUUAGAAAAAUAUCGAUUUAUUUUCAACUAUUUAAAAGAAAAUUGUUUAUUCUUAUCGUCGAAUAAAAGUAAAUCACGAUGAAUAAUACGAGCAUCGGAAUAAUUCUUCUAAUUUUAAUGGUAACUAAUGUCAACUGUAUCAGCUGGUAUUUGGAACCAAAUACUCACAAGUGUUUAAAAGAAGAUGUUCAAGCAAAUGUACUGGUUACGGGAGAAUACGAUGUUUCCGAAGCAAUGGGUCAAAAAGUUGAUUACGUGAUCAAAGAUACCAAAGGACAUAUACUUUCUCAGAAAGAAGAUAUUCCACAUGCAAAAUUAUUAAAGUUUUCAUUUAUUACCGAAACAGCGGAUACCUUCGAAGUUUGUUUCAUUUCACAUGUGCCAAGUCAUCAACGUGGUAUGAAACAAGAAAUUACCCUUGUUACAAAACGUGGUAUUGAAACAAAAAAUUAUGAAGGUAUUGCAGAAGCAGCCAAAUUGAAACCUGUGGAAGUAGAAUUAAAACGCUUGGAAGAUUUAUCCGAAGUUAUAGUACAAGAUUUUGCACGAAUGCGUAAGAAUGAAGAGGAAAUGAGGGAUACUAAUGAGACAACCAAUGCUCGUGUGUUGUAUUUCAGUAUAUUUUCUAUAUGUUGUCUUUUAGGACUCUCUACUUUGCAAGUGUUUUAUUUAAGACGUUUUUUCAGAGCAAAGAAACUGAUAGAGUAGAAAAUGUAUUCUUUCCAUUCAGAAUAUAUCGAACGAUAUGUCGCAAUUUCGCAUGAAAUUACAUUUGGAAAGAUCAAAUAACUUUUUUAAAAAUAAUAAGAAUUGUAUCAAAAAUACGUGAAUAUGUCAUGCGUAUCGUUAAGAUUGUUGUACAAAGUAAUAUCUAAUCAUCUCAAUCCAUUGCAAGUUUUCUAUUCUCGAUUGUAUAACUCUGAUUAAAGACAUAUUGAAUUUGUCAAGUGACAAA
Messenger RNA from Vespula pensylvanica (western yellowjacket), 1033 nucleotides. RefSeq names its product transmembrane emp24 domain-containing protein bai (gene bai). Bases 157 to 786 code for a protein of 209 amino acids. Gene Ontology annotation, cellular component: COPII-coated ER to Golgi transport vesicle; Golgi apparatus; endoplasmic reticulum. Gene Ontology annotation, biological process: Golgi organization; intracellular protein transport; endoplasmic reticulum to Golgi vesicle-mediated transport. The record is from RefSeq and is a predicted model, not a curated record. The transcript has 5 exons. NCBI's taxonomy places the organism in Eukaryota, Metazoa, Arthropoda, Insecta, Hymenoptera, Vespidae.